GCAGCGUUUUAUGGUGAAAAUACUGUUCUUAGAAACUGCACUGUAUUUGCAAUGAAAUAUUAAAGUCAAAUAAUACAUAUACUGUGACUAUUAUGCGCAUAAUUCCAUAAAAUUUUCUAAAUUUCUUUAUUUUGAGAUUUCAAUUUCAUUGACUUACCAUGGCCACGGAGGAUGUAAUAGAGUUGGGAUCAUCGGAUGAUGAGACUGAACCGGCACCGAAAAAGGUAAAAAACAUUCCAACUAACGCCAUGGUGCACAUACCAUCCAAGUUUCCUGAGUUAACGAUUAAGCCCACAAAGGGGAAAGUUACUCCCGGUAGAUCGGGAGAUAAAAGUACGCAAUCUAAGGUAACAGCAUUAAGUAAAGCAACUUCAUUGACUAUGAGUAAAGUCAAAAUUGUACCCACACUAGGUAAGCCAAGAACUACAUCACCUAUCAAAGUAAAUGGCAGACCAAUACAGAGACUAACAGGACCAGUAAUACUGCCAAUGUCAUCUGGAAAGCUUGUGAGGAAUCCAUUACAAUCGGCAAUGCCUAUUGUUCCUAAACACAAGGCACCUGGGAGCAGGAUAAUGGUGAAUUCUCCUACGACUAUAAUGAAUAAAUUCAAUAACUCUCAGUUAAAGAUCAACAAGGUUCCAAUUUCAGCAAAUCCAAAUAAUUUAAAGUGUCCUAUUAAAGUUCAUGACCCGAGAACAUUGAAUAAGUUGCCUCCUGAUAUCACGAUAGUCAAGACAGUGAGCUGUAAGCGUCCAAUGCCAAGCAAACCCAUGUUCGUCAGAAAGAAACAAAAGCAAAAUAUAAAUAGUGCUUCAGCUACAUUAGAAACAGUAGAAUUAGAUGAUGAUGAUCUUACCCAAGCUUCCACUUCAAGUCCGCAGUGGUAUUUGAGACCAGAAGAGCAAAAUGAGGCUAAUGAUUCCAAUGAACCUGAAAAUUCAUUAGAGAAUAAAAACAAUGCUGAACCAGAAUGUUCAUCCAAGAUGAUUGAGAUAACUAUAGAAGAUAGCCCAAUUAAGGUAAUGCAGAAUAAAAGAACCCAUGAAGUUGGUGCUGAACUGGCUAUUACUAUUGAUGACAGUCCCAUUAAAACUGUGGCUGAUAAAGAUCCCUUAGGCAGCGAUGGUGAAAGAACUGAGGGUGAUAAUCAAAAGACUCCACGAAGUAAGAAAAAGUUGAAUUACCCGAAGGAAACUGGAGCCACAUCUGACAUUGCAACUAUUGAGAUAGAAAUAGAGCCAAUCGAUUAUCCUAAGCUCAAUGCAAGCAACGUCAAAACAGUAAACUGUGGCAUAAAUGAUACUAUUGUGGAAAUAUUUGAAUCACCUGCAAAACCUAUACAGGAGCAGCAGGAUUCUACACCAAAGAAAGAUGAAAGCAAGAGACCUGAAAUAACUUUGAAGCAUGUGGAGUCUUUAGCCCAGACUUUGGAAGACGGAGAGUUCCAUCCCAUAUACCAGAAGUUUAUAGAUCUCUGUUUUAAAUUAGAAAACUCUGAUGACAUGAAAAAAAUUGUUGAGAAAAAAAUAAAGGCCUACUACAAGCAAGCUCCUCAAGUAUACACUUCUUCAGAGGACUUCAUUGACAUGGUGUCAAGCAAAAUAAUCUCUAUGCAAGCUAGUCCAGAGAAAAUGUAUUUGUACAUUAAAGAUAUUGUAGAUGAACUGAACUUACAAAGAAAAAUGGCCAAAGGACAACUGUCUACAAAAGAAGCUACAAGUGCAGAAAAGUUCCAGUUUCCAGAGGAUGGGGAGUUUGAUGCCAAGCGGCAGAGGCAAAUUCGAAAACUUGAGAAAACAAUCAAGAAAUUGCACAGAGCCAUUCAGAAGCUCGAAGAGCAAGAAGUUGACUUUGAUGAUGAGGAAGAUUCAGUCUAUUUGCUCACAGAAAGGUACAAGGAAAGGAUGAUCCGAGUGCAUGCUAAGUUUUGCCAGCUGACCAACACAAAGCUGCCUUCGGAACCUCGAGUUGUGAUCGAAGCGCGUCCAGGUCAGCCCACAGGACCAGCAAAGCGGUUGGAAAAGUGGGUCAAUAGAAAAGUUCCAAUAGGAACACCUCUGCCAUUCCCAGAUUUCCAUGAUGUUCUUCGCUGCGUAAGAGAAGCAAAUGAGGAAGAUAAAUUAGGAUGGAAUGAAGCUGAUAUUAUGGAAGAAGCUCGUGAUUUAUUCACUAGAUGCGGGAAAAAAUUACAAAGACGUAGACAGGAAAAUGAAUGGCGAUUAGCAGUUUCUAGAAUAUCUGUGGACUUAGAUCCCGCGGAACAGAAUGCUGAACUACAGAAGAAGUUAGCAGAAAAUAAACAAGUAGCAACCAAAAAAGAGACUGAAGUUUUUAACAAGUUUGCUGACAGACAAAGCCAGUUGAAAUUAGAAGCGGAAGAGAUUGGUGACAAGGAAGCCGAAGAAUCUCCUGUAGACGACGAAGAAGAAGAGGAAACGAAUGAAGAGAGUUUACAAGAUAAAGAGAAAAGAAAAGAAAAAAUUAAACAACUACUACAGAUUAAAAAGAAAAAGGCGGAAGAAAAGGAGAACGAAUCAAAGGAGACUGGUGAAAAACAAAGACACAUUAAGGAAUUUGUUCAUGGAAAUGAAAGCCAAAUUAAAGAGACUGCAAAGGAAACCUCUGUAGAUGGAAAAUUGAAAGAAAAUGAGAAAUUUGACGCCGCGGCUAAUGACGAUGAGAUUGAAAUGAAUAAUGAACAAUCUAAACUAAUAGAAGGAGUGCAUACAAUAAGCGACGAUAGUAGCAAAGUAGCAUCGGAAGUGGAUGAGUUAAAUCUUUUACAAAAAUUACAUUCGGAAAACGAAAUGAAUACUUCCACCAUAGAGUCCACUGAUACAGAUACUCCAAUAGAUAUUUCCGAUUCAUUGACAUCGGGUGACAACACAAAGAAGAAUGCGACUGACGUGAUAAGCAUUGAAAACUCGAGUUAUUCUGAGUCAGAAAUUAACAAAGACGUAGAUGAUAAUUACGUUAAAGAAAUAUUGCCUAUAGAUAAUAAUAAUGUAGAAGAGGAUAUAUUGCCAACAAUAACCACUUCGAUUGAAUUAGGUGACUUAAACGUAGUUUCCGAUGAUCAAGCACGAAAUUAUGUCCCACAAACUAGUAAUGACGAGUACAAUGACUCUAUUGGAAAUAUUCUCUUGGCUUCAUCUGAAGAUGAACUUGCUGAUAAGGACGAUAAUGAUUUAGGAAAGGAAGAAAGCAGUAUGAAUUUGCAGGAUGAUAAUUUAUCCGUAGGUGAUACCGUUGUACAAGACGUCGCACUUAAAAAUGCAGAUGACCUGGAAAGUCAGUGUAAUGAGACAAAUGAAAAUAAUAAUACAGAACAAUUACCUCAAGAAGAUAACAGUACUGUCAGUAGUUGUGGCGAAGAUGUAUUGGAAAAGCAAGGCAAACGUGAUGGUGAUGCAAUAGGUGACACUAUAGAUAUAUUUUCGUCUUUUGACAAGAAUAGCGAAGAAUCUGUAACAUCUGUUAAGAGUACUGAUCAACUUGUAGAAGAUGAAAAUGAAAUUAUUCAGAAAGAGUAUAAUCCAGAAGAAGCUAAGAUUAAUGUUGUCACUGAAAUAAUAUCAGAUCCCGACAGCCUUGAUAAGGUCAAUGUGAGACAAUCUUCUAAUUAUGAUGUUCAAGCAGAUAUUGAAAUGCUGGAGGCAGAAGACAAUAUAGUCAAUAAUAUGAAGGAUGUUAAAAAUUCGGAAUUAGCAGCAGUUGUCCCAUCCAAUAAAGAAGAAAUAGAAAUGGACGAUACAGAACCUGUCAUGGCUGAAUCUAUGGAAAUUGUACAUAAUGACGUAGUUUUGGAAGACACAACUAAAGUAGGGAAAUCUAACAUUCCUAGUAAUAUUGCUGCGUCAGAUUCAGUGUUAAAAAAAGACGACGCCAAAGUUUCUAAUAUUGAGAGAACUGAAGAUAGCUUAGAUGCUUUAUUAGAAGAACUUAAUUCAGAUUUAAGUAAUAAUAAAUAA
Hyposmocoma kahamanoa is the source of this 3971-nucleotide messenger RNA. RefSeq lists its product as uncharacterized. Lineage: Eukaryota; Metazoa; Arthropoda; Insecta; Lepidoptera; Cosmopterigidae. The transcript is spliced from 6 exons. Gene Ontology annotation, molecular function: histone binding. Bases 159 to 3971 code for a protein of 1270 amino acids. The record is from RefSeq and is a predicted model, not a curated record.